Molecule: messenger RNA, 3443 nt
Organism: Homarus americanus (American lobster)
Lineage: Eukaryota; Metazoa; Arthropoda; Malacostraca; Decapoda; Nephropidae
Product: nephrin-like
Exons: 17
Coding region: 1-2733 (910 amino acids)
Molecular function (GO): protein binding
Source: RefSeq, a predicted model, not a curated record
AUGGCCAUUGAAACUCAACAUAAGCCCAACGGAUGGCCACUUAUGGCCGUCGUACAAUCAAGAUUGGGUGCUGUACAAGAGCCCUGGAUGGCCACUGAGGAGGCAUUAAACCCUGAAGGUCGCCGCAGAACCCUGGGUGGUUUCGAGAACUGUCGUAAAGCCAUAGUCCUUAAGGGUACUAAGGGUCCUCCCAGAGCCACUAAGGGCCCUCCCAGAGCCAUUAAGGGUCUUCCCAGAGUCACUAAGGGUCUUCCCAGAGCUAGUAAGGGUCCUCCCAGAGCCACUAAGGGCCCUCCCAGAGCCACUAAAGACCCUCCCAGAGCCAUGCCGGUGUCUACCAUAGCGGGCGUGGCAGGAGCUCCCUCACAGCUGCCGUGCGUAGUCAUACAGAACCAGCUAGGGGACACGCCCAUCCUGGUGCUCUGGUAUAAGGACGGUGCUCGCCGGCCAUUCUACACACUCGACCUGCGAGAGAGUGGGGACAAGGAAGUGUAUGCUGACCCAGAUAUCAAAGGUCGUGUGAGGUCAGAGCUGAGGGGGAGUUACCUGACCCUUGACCCUCUGCUGGGGUCAGAUGCCGCCAGGUACAAGUGUCGUGUAGACUUCCAGGAUGGUCCCACGAGGUCAGCCCUUGUCAACCUUACUGUAUAUGUGGUACCGUCCCGUCUCGUGGUUCAAGACGAGAACAGCCGAGCAGUGCCAGCCGGCAGCCUGGGUCCGCUCACCGAGGGAGACAAACUCACCCUCUACUGCGUCGCUACAGGCGGCCGGCCACCACCCAAAGUCACCUGGUGGAGAGGGAACCACCUCCUAGCCAACCGCAGCCUCGUGCUAGGCCAGGACGGCACCCUCUUAGCCUCUCAGGAAGUCAAUGGAGGCCGCCUCAUGAGCGUCGACGUAGGCAUGGGAGUGAUGUACGUGAGGACGGAACUAACCAUCCCCGAACUAACCAGAGAUUACGCCAGGGCCAACCUCACCUGUAAAGCCUCCAAUAACAACAUCACCGAGGCGCUCUCCACCACCAUCUCCCUCGACGUUUAUUUGCGGCCGUCGUCAGUAUUGGUGAAGGCGCCAGAGAAGCCUUUGGUGGAGGGCGCCCGCGAAGCCUGUGUGUGUGGCCUCCGGUGCGUACCCCUCAGCCUCUAUCCUCUGGGAGAAGACACAGGGAGGCAAGACCAUCAAACUCAAGGGCACGUGCCACUCUCUCGUCCCCUACAGUCACGCGUCAUAGGGGACACCACCUCGUCACAUGUCAGCCUGGUGCCUGAGGCGUCUGACCACGGGGCGAAGCUGACCUGCCGGGCACACAAUCCUAACAUAUCAGUCCAGGGCGUCCACACCUCCACAGUCCUCCAGGUGACUUUUGCUCCCAGGGUGAAACUCCGGCUGGGGGCUAAUCUAGGUGACCGACCCAUAACUGAGGGCGUGGACGUAUACUUCGAGUGUGAGAUCUCCUGUAACCCUCCAACCCGGGACGUAGUUUGGAACAAGAACGGCCAGGAGGUUCACCCCGACAGAAAGGCGGGAGUGAUCGUCUCUCACAGGAACCUGGUGCUACAGAUGGUACGGCGGAGCUCAGCUGGGAACUAUACCUGCACCGCCUCCAAUCCCUUGGGGACCACCACGAGCAACAGUGUCCCCCUCUCCAUACGCUAUCUCCCAGUGUGCAUAGGUGGGGGUCAGACGGUGGCGGUGGCGGAGGGAGAAGACGUACGCCUGACCUGCCGAGUGGACGCCCAGCCUGACGACGACCUACACUUCAUCUGGUACUUCAACAACACGCUGGACACUGUCGAGGUGGAGCGGCACAGGAUCAAAGUUCGUCAAGGUCACAGCUUCUUAGACUACACGCCCAGGUCAGCGAGAGACUACGGCACCUUGUCCUGCUGGGCGACAAACUCCGUCGGGAUGCAAGCCGACCCCUGUAUGUUCACCGUCGUGGAAGCAGGUCCUCCUGAGAGAGUGGGUAACUGCGUGUUGGUGAACCUGACGGUGGGAACCCUGGAGGUUGGUUGUACUCCUGGUAACGACGGAGGGCUGCCGCAGAGGUUCGUGGCCAGGGUGUACGCUUCCCCCACCCAUACCCUGCUGGCGACGCUAGAGGAGGAAGAGCCCAGGUUCCACGUUGAAGGACUCUUUCCCGGGCAGGACUACCUCAUCACCAUCACGGCCGUCAACGCUAAGGGUGCUAGUGAGCCUGAGGAGAUCGAUGCCAUCCGUCUUAAGGUGGCCGAGAAGAGGAUGGGGGAUGUUUCCGCACCGCCCGUGUCUCCCCUGGUGGGCGUGUUCCUGGGACUGGUGGGCGGGUUCGUGCUGCUCCUCCUAGCUGGUAUCCUCCUCACUAGAGUGCGCUCCAACAAGUGUAACUGUGUAAGGCACCGUCAGAGGGACACGGGGGUGGGAGGUGCCUCAUCCACUACGGCUUCCAAGUUGUGUGCCACCGGGCGAGGGAGAGCCACCCACGCCUCCCACGACGAAGAGAACGACGAGGAUGACGACGAGGAUGGUCCUGACGUGGUGAAGACUGCCAAUGAGACGGCCCAGCUGUUGGAAGGUCAAAAGUGUCCAGAGAUUGUAUCUACCAGAAGACCUCAGUCCUACACACAUAGUACGGUCAUAGGUCAAGGAUCAAGUGACAGCCCGCAGUUGACCCCAAACGGCACAGGGGGCAGAGCUUUGUACCGAGAUUCUGGCAGCCCGCAUCACCUGAGCCGUGACGAGAGCUUUGUGUAACUGCGGUCGAGAAUGUGAUCAAGUGACCACACCUGUACCACACCUGUAAUUACAAUCGGAGGAGAGGGAGAAGACUUAAUGGCCACACCUGUACAGGUCUACUACACCUGUAACCGUGGCUGUUAUAUCGUCCACACCUGUACACGCCAACACCUGUAUUGAUAGUCGGAGGAGACUAAUGACUACACACACACCUGUAAUCGCGGUCAGGGAGGCUGUCAUGUCGUCAAUACACACACACACACACACACACACACACACACACACACACACACACACACACACACACACACACACACACACCUGGGAUGGAUACCUUAUAGCGAUAGUCAGGGAAGAGAUACUAUACUCCACAACCCUGCCAGCCCACCUUGGGGACACCUGCAGCUAGGGUGAAAAACCAGUGUUUCACACCCAUGGACAUUUCUCUGGAACACGUGUAUUUGCUGUGUCUCUCAUCCAUGGACACGUGUGUCUAUAGCGAGGACACAGUGUUUCCGGACUCCCAUAGCCAUUCCCGCCCCUCGCUGGAAACUCAUUACUGUUGUGUGUGAGGGGGUGUGACCACGUGCUUCAGACUAUAAGUUGGUGUAAUGUACCGCUGAAUUUGUGCUCCUUGGGGGGAUAAAUGAGUGACUACGUGUCUAGACUUGUUUUUUGUGUGGGUGUGUGUGUGUGUGUGUGUGUGUGUGUGUGUGUGUGUGUGUGUG